AUGAGCUUUCAUUGUAGUUCUGUCUGCACUCUUCUGUCUGACUCCCUGAAAUGCUGGAGACAUCUCUGUUUGUAGGUCACUAAGACUGCAGAUUCAGCCCUUCAGGCUCUCCCUCUUUGGGCAGAGGUGGUUCCCUCCUCCCACCAAUAACAUGGUGUCCUGGGGUGACCAUGCCCAAAUUUCACCUGUGCACAGCUUCUGCAAAAAUGUCCAAUGCACUUACUAACUUUACAGUUUAGCUAACCUGAAAUCUGCUCCAUUCCUGCUGCCAAUGUAAUUAAACCUCUUCCCUCACUAGCUACCUGUUUCAAUUAGAAUAUACAAUUCAAUUAGAAAUACAGAUUUUGUACUUAUUGCCACAUAUCCCUUGGAAAAACAAAAGUAUUGAACUUCCUUUUAAAUAAAAAAAAUCUUUCACAUUAUUUGUGUAAUCAUUAUUCAUAAACAGCACAAUAUUGCAAUAAGAAGACAUGCAUUACAUUUUUUCUUUUACUACUCCUGCAUGAAAGCCAUGCAUGUGUUGAAGCCACUCAAGACUGCAGCGCUAUAAAUAGUGCUCUAUUGUUAGUGGAUAAAAGACGAAACAAGUCUCACAGCACUGGAACACAGGACACUGUAUUAAAUGUUAAGCUCUGCCUGUUCUAAAAGUGAAAGGCGACAUCAAGUGAUAGACUGGUCUGUGGGUAAGACACACGGCUGGGAAAAGCUCAGUCUGACUCUGCAGUUUCCCAACACAGCAGGAGUAGCAGCUGAUCUUUCUGCCUCAGCAAUGGCAGAAGCUGUCAUAAGACAUUGGGUGGAAACUCCUAUACGCUACCAGGAGCAGUUUGUUGAUCAAGAGCUGGAAGCACACAAAUUGAACCACCUUUUAUAUGCUUUGCCGGGCCCUGCCACCACUGCACCGAGCGACCGAAGGUGCACCACAGAAAGCACGGCUGGGGCCAGGAAGAGCGGCCAGGAGGAGGAAAACACACACUUUCGGGUCUUGCUGGAUGUUGUGCAGUUCCGCCCCGAAGAUAUCAUUAUCCAGACUUUCGAAGGCUGGCUCCUGAUUAAAGCUCAGCACGGACCCAGGAUGGAUGAACACGGUUUCAUAUCCAGAAGCUUCACCAGACAAUACAAAUUACCCAACGGAGUGGAGAACAAAGACUUGUCUGCACUUUUCUGCCAUGAUGGCAUUUUGGUUGUUGAAAUGAAGAACUCAGUGGAAAAGAAUUAGAACCAUGUCUAUAGUUAUCGGUCUCUCUGCAUCACUCUGUGCCCAAGUCUGUACUUGCUCACAAAUGUCAUCAGUGAUCAGAAAUCACUGGAACAGCUUGACCUAGACAUAGCACAGAUUUAUCCAGCCAAACUUUACCUUCUCUUGUAGACAGUUCUUUACAAAAGCCUACGUCCAUGCUCCUUGAUAAAUGGGACCUUCCCCUGACCUGGCACCUGAGUCUUCAUGUAACAGGAACCACAAUGGAGUAUGGACCUGCCACCGAAUUCCUGCAUUUUAGCACCAAGAAGAGCAUAGGAAAAUGUUUCCAUCAUUUUUUUAAGUGAUUCAUCAAAAGAUCUUGGAUGGAUGAUUUUUAUGUGUUUACCAGAACAAUCUCAAAGUACUUGGCAGACAGUAUCUGAAUAAUCUGGAAAGAUCUGUUCUCACAUAUUUUAUAUGAUAUUUUACUUUUAUAAUCUGAUUAGAACUGAAUGUGAAUGUCACAUAGGAAGGUGCUAAUAUUGCUCACAGGCAGCAGACUGAGAUAUUAAUCAACAGCAAAGGAUUUCAGAACAGCUACAGCUUAAGACAGGUUUAAGACAUGCUGAUGUGGUUAAAUUAGGAACUGUGAAAUUGGCUGUCUAAAAAAUUCUGGCCCAGAAUAAGUGAUAAGCCUGUGCAAGCCUUACAGACCAAGUGUUACCAAACCUUCUCAGUUCCCAACAGUGAGGGAUUACCUUCAUAAUUGAUCAAACUGCUCCUCCAAAUGGAUAAAGAUUAUUAAAUGCAUGAAUAGAACCACUGUGAAAAAUGCCUUCAGAAGAAAACGUAUCAAUAUGGCACUAGUCUACAAAAAGAAGGUAAAAGAAAUAAAUUUCCAGAAGAUUCUUGUGGGCAGAAAGCCCAAAAAUGUCUUUCAUUGCCUUGCUGCCUUUUUAUAGUUUCUGCUGCACUCAGGACAUUUGAGCUCUCUCUACAAGAGUCCAAUACUGGUAAUUCAGUGAACCAAAGCUGACAUGAUACCCACCAGUCACUCAAUAAUGACUUAGCUGCAGCACUGGAAAAGCAAAAAGAAAAUCUCUGGUGUAUCAUGGUGGCAACACUCUCACUCAGACGGGAAGGUCUCGCAUUCCUUACUUACUUCAUAUCCAGGAAUCAAAACGUCCCUUUUUAAUCUGAGUAACAGUACAAGACUGGUUUUUAAGUGAGUAGAAAUAUUUCUCAAAAUAUUAGGUACACCUUCUGUUGUUUGAAAGAGACCUCUGUCUUGCCAGCUACCAGAGACAGUGGCUGGCCCCUCUCACCCAGAGGACAGCAGCUCAAUAGCUCUACACUGUGAACACAGAAGUUAAGUCCAAAGAGUUACUUACACCUGUACACUACAUUGGGGUAGUGAGCUCACCCCACUUAGCUGGCUGCUAACUCUGGAGCCAGAAGUACUGUCCCUGUGUGCCAGCUCAGGUCCCGAAAACUCAGACUCUCUACUUCUGUUCUCAGGCUGAAAAGUCAUCCCUUAUUAAAAAAAACACUUGGACAUUGAGACAUAAGAAACAUAGCACUCCAGCUCAGGACUCCCCAUUCAGGUUAGUGCUAGAGUGGAGAUUUCUGCUGUCUGUGCCAUGGUGGGCUGCAUUUUCAUCACAAAUCCCAUCAAUCUACUUUAAAAGUAACCCUCUUUAGCCACAUGGUAAUACUGCUGAUGCCAGCCUUUUCAAGGGGAAGUAUGUCUAGCAGCAGCUUGCACAAAUGGAACUGGUGCAAAUAGAGAAUAAUCUACAGUUCCUCUCAUGCUCCUUGGUGUGUUUACUAUGCUUUGGGUUGCCCCUGACCCUAGUGAGCACUGGCGAUGAAGCAUGCGACUGCUAAGCUCUGCUACAUGGCACAGAAGCUGCAGCAGGCAGGUCUGCGCGUGAAGAGGAGAAAGAAAACUGUAGAACCAGGGUAGGUAGGCCUUGGCACAAAGCUCUCUCAGGGAGAGCUAAAACAUCCUUGUGUUAACAACACUUUUCCAGCAAAUCCACACCACAGCCCCAUAGCAGCUACUGUACAGAAAAUACACUCGAUCCCAAGUCAAAACCUGUAGCUAUAUAAAAAAAGAUUUGAAGACAUAUUUAAACCUUCUGCAAGAAAUAUUUGACUUUUAUGUAAAAUAAGCAUUUUUAGGGGCUGAGAAAUACAUUUCAAAAUUACUUCAAAAAUUUUUGUUUGUUAAUAGAAAAGGAACACAUACAUGGACUGAACCCUUGGUAUCCUGGGCUGAAAGAGAUUAAGCUUCUUCAGCUACUGUUUUCAACUAUGUCUCUUUCCAAUUGCACAUCUCUUCAAUUAUCUUGUCUAUUAAUUGCACAUUUCAUCAUGUAAGCAGAUAUAUCGCAUGUCAGAAUCUCCAAAAGUUUCAUUUGUUCUUAGCAGAGUUGGAUGACAUGGGGAUUAAAGUGGAAGUGCCCUACCUGAACUAGCCACCCCAAAACUCCUAGUCAAGUCUUCAUCAGCUCAAACUGGUUUACUGAAUCAGUAUAAAGUAGCUAAUUUGUGCAGUUAUCCCUCUCACUGGCUCUGAAUGGAGUUGCUUUGAUCCAGCAAGACUUCCUCACUCAGGUGCCAAUGUGCAGCCUCCAGGGCUGGCUGGAACAUUUCUCUCUACCACCACAGUAUCAGGAGUAGAAGCUGGCUGCUCCUGCAGCUGAUUCAGAUGCUCAGAGGGACCACAUGAGUAGUUCUUCGCAUGUGUCUGACUUCCCACAAGAGGCAGAAGGGAUCUGAGAAUGUUUUGGGUUCCAGGGGCACUAACUCCUUUAUUUUUAGUUCCACUCCUCACUUUCCACGAUAUACCAUUCCCUUCUCAGCCUGGGCACAGGAGUCAUCUGUUCCACAGACAUCACAGUAGCACACUGGAGUAGGCACAAAGAGCAGGCAUGGCUUCUGUCUGUGAAUCAACUAACUUGGAAUUUGGAUGUUGGGUUUAAAUAAGUCCAACUCUUAACUAAAAAUUAUUCCAUUGAUCAUAGCUAUAAUGAAAAAUUAAUGAAGGGAAUGAUUUUCAGAGCAGAGUGUGACUAAUAAAAACAUAAUUCUUGUACUCUGUCUUACAAGGCAGACAGAAGCUCAUAAGCUACCUGCUCUGGUGACAGCUGUAUGCAUUUUAAUAGCAGUUCAAUUAUAUUUUGCAACUUUACCAUAAUUACCCAAGCACUGGUGGCAUGAUUAGUAUGCAACGUACAAGACACUCCAUAAAUACAGCCUCUGCCUUAAUGUAUAUAUGGAGCCUCAGGACUUGAUCCCGGAAUGAAACUGAGAGACUCAAUACAGAUUAGGAGACUAUGAGACAACUAAGUGAAGAAAUACGAACUCUAGACCCUAUCAUAAUAACCGUAGCAAUAUUUAACUUAAACCUGCUAGAAACCUCAGUCUGAAAUGACUACAGUGUCGAGACAGAUAAGGUUUCCAGAUUUAUUUUAUUCCAGAUUUAAAGGUCAGGAGGAUCAGUGAUGAUUCCUAGUGUGACACCCUGAACAGAAUGCACAUCAUCUCAUUUGAUAAUUUCCUCAGGAAGUCAGCCCAUAAUAUGUUUGAAAAAGAACACAUAUUUAAGUAAGAGAUGAAAUCUUUAUUUCAAGACUUCAGUUGUUGGAAAACUCAUCACACCUCUCCUUUAGUUAAAAAGUGUAAAUAAUCAUCAUGACCUACAAAGAGCAGGUUUUCCCUAGUCCCCUGAGAUGUGUUCUGUUCAGUGAUAAUUUUACCCAAAAACUAAAAGUAACACUCUGGACAGCUCUUGGGACUGUCUUUCUACUACAAGUAGAGUUACAAAGAUAUAAAAGCAUAGUGCUUUCUACUAAACAGUCCUAUUAGCUACUAAUAGAACACAAAUGAAUUUAACAUGAAAAAGUGUAAGCAUAAUCUUUCCACACAGAACAGAAAUAUGUAUUGAAUAACUUUGCAUAUAUUUAAUACCUUUGUACCUUAUGGAUACCUGUAUCAUCAUUGGUAAUUUUGCCAUCUUUAUGUCCUACUCUUUAAACUAUUGCUAGUAUUCUGUUGCUUGUUGAAUACGUCCUGACCUCCCACUGACCAUAUAAUUUUUAAUAUACUUUGGGUUUUCUCUUGUAUCAAUUGAUAUUGCUUGCUACCAACUCAUUUUUUCCAUUUCUACUUUCACUUGCCCUUUUAUAACAAUGUAUUUUAGAUUUGGAUAAUUCUGCUUCUAUGAGCGCAGUUUGUAUUUAUGGGUACCAAUAAACACUCCAAAUGCAUGCAGAACAACCAGAGCCAGGUUCUGACACUGUUUUUCUUAGGAAAUUAUAAUCUCUUAGGAUUUUACUAAUGGUAUGGGAUGCCCAAUACAUCUCUGUAUUGAACUCUAUCCUAAAAAAAAUGU
Motacilla alba alba is the source of this 5579-nucleotide messenger RNA. It is a transcript of the gene HSPB3, whose product is annotated as heat shock protein family B (small) member 3. Bases 623 to 1219 code for a protein of 198 amino acids. Lineage: Eukaryota; Metazoa; Chordata; Aves; Passeriformes; Motacillidae. The record is from RefSeq and is a predicted model, not a curated record. Gene Ontology annotation, cellular component: nuclear speck; cytoplasm. The transcript has 2 exons.